AUGAAGAAGAAACGCGGAAGCGUAAUGUUUCCUCCUGCUGGCGAUAGCUAAAGCUACGUUGGUGUCAUCGUCUUAUCGGUUUGGGGUUUGACAACAGAAACAACAACCUUAUUUCGUGUCCAGCCACGAAUACCCAUUUCCACUGGGGUCUCUGGAGAGAUGAACAACAACGGGAAUAAGAGAGCUCCGACUACAGCCACUCAGCGACUUAAGCAGGAUUACCUCAGGAUAAAGAAAGACCCUGUGCCUUACAUCUGUGCAGAACCUCUCCCCUCCAACAUCCUAGAAUGGCACUAUGUAGUCAGAGGUCCUGAGAAAACUCCAUAUGAAGGAGGAUAUUAUCAUGGAAAACUUAUAUUUCCUCGGGAGUUUCCUUUUAAACCGCCAAGUAUCUAUAUGAUAACACCAAAUGGGAGAUUUAAGUGCAACACAAGGUUAUGUUUGUCCAUCACAGAUUUUCAUCCGGAUACAUGGAACCCUGCGUGGUCCGUCUCUACCAUCCUCACAGGUUUGCUCAGCUUCAUGGUGGAAAAAGGACCCACCCUAGGCAGCAUCGAGACCUCUGACUACACGAAAAGACAGCUGUCAGCCCAAAGCCUGGCCUUCAACCUCAAAGACAAAGUGUUCUGUGAGCUGUUUCCUGAUGUAGUCGAUGAGAUGAAGCAGAAGCAAAAGGCACAGGAGGAAUUAAGCGCUCGCACUCAGCCCCUCCCCUUACCUGAUGUGGUGCCUGACGGUGACCCUCAACACGCCCACUAUGGCCUCCCAGCCCUCAACGGAGGUCCUGUCCCCCUGGGGCGAGCCAACCCCGCCCCGGGCCUGCAGCAGGCCAACCGUAACCAUGGACUUCUAGGAGGGGCUCUAGCCAAUUUGUUUGUGAUUGUAGGCUUUGCGGCGUUUGCCUACACGGUCAAGUACGUGCUGAGGAGCAUAGCCCAGGAGUGAGAGGAGCCGGUGUGGUAGGGCAACACUCCCACCCCACCCCCCACCCCCGGUGAGCCAGCUAGUGGACUCCACAUUCUACAAAUACACUAUGUGGGGGAGGGAUGUUCAGUCCUGGGUUAAACCCCUCCACGACCACCACCACACCUACUACCACCAUGGACUUUGGAAGACAGAAACUCAAAGACCACCCACCCACGAAGGACUGAGAGGAGGAGGUGGGGUGGUGGAUGGGAGUGGAUGUAGGGCUGGGGAAUUGGAGGGGUUUAUUAAAACGGUUGUGAUCAAUCUUCAGUGCUUCAGUGGUUUAUAUCAGUCGUAGGAGCAAACUUGGCUCAUGGGUUGUGAAAAAGUAUAGAACUGUGGACUGCAAAAAGGUCAUAGUUUGUUGCCACAUACUGAUGGGCCUGUCACACCGGAAAUCUGCUUUACUGAGGACAAAUAAUCAGCACCAUUUUUCUCCUGUAACAACGUUACUCAUGUAUUUCCAUGAGAGAGCUUCAGGGCAUCAGGUUUCAUAAUCUGCAAUGGCCAAUCAAAAACCAGUUUUGCUCUUGGAAUUUCCCGUCCCAGGUGGUAUACAGUGUUGAGCAGUUUGCAUAUGUAAGAAUAUCUGGCUCAAAGAGAUGGUUUUCCACAUGAAAUGCAGCAGUUAGUCACACAGAUUAUAGACGCCACAAAACAUGAAAGUUCACGUGACCCAUUUGUAUACAAGAUAAAUGUCCAAGACUGUCAGGCCAUUUUUUUAAUUUAUUUUUUUUAAUAGGUGCCAAGAAUACAUCUUUGUAUUUUUAGCACAAGCUGAGUCUCAUUGGAAAGCGCUCUAAAUCAUUUAAAAUUUAUCAUGUGAUUGAUGACCUAUGUAAGAUCAGAGAGCUCUUUGGUAAUCGGGAUCAAACGAUAAGCCAAUGUACAACAGCAAUACACAAAAAGUGAAAAUUAGUACACAACUAUGUGGCACAAAUUACGCCUCAUUUAAUUGUCAGUACUGCUUUAUCUCAUCGGUAGGGUCUAUUUUCUGCAUCAGUGCAUGCAACUGAUGAUGCUACAUAAGUAGUCUGCCUUCAACAGAGUACUGAUGGGUGUAUUAAUACCUGUUUUUCUUCUUACAUAUGAAUAAAAUGCAAAUUAGGUAUAUCAGUCUCUGAAACGGAGUCUGAUCUGAGUCCAGAUGUUCUCUCGAGUCAACUCAUGAGCCAAGCAAUGUCUGCACAGAAGUAAACAGAGACCAGUACCUUUUUUGAAAUUGGCUUAGCUGACCAGUAUAGUUCCAGUCUAUAUAGGUCGAAAUAAGCAGACACAUGACGAGAACCAACAUUUUGUUUCUGUAUAUUACAUUUUCUUUUUGAUAAUUUUUUUCUUUUGUGUUUUUUUGUUCUCUUUAUUUAUAGAAACAGCUGGCUUGGCUGCCAUGGUUCUAAGGAAAAGUCUGUUUGCUAAACAGGACAGUACAGUCAAACAUGGGGGCAGCUCCGGCUCACAUAAUUGCAGUUGAUUUACUCUUGUGCAUUGCAUUUAGUAAAGUUGGUUCUACUGUGUAUCUAAUGUUUCAACAGAAAAACGGUCGGAAAGCGGAAGAUUCUCCUGUCUAUUGCUCUUCUUGGCACCAUCUUAAAAAAAAGACAAACUGAUGAUGAUGGGAGUGUGUUUCUGUGAUUAUACAGCAAAUGCCCAAAUCUCCAUGCUUCAGUUAAUCUUGUGUGACAUUGUAUGUUUUCAUAGUAAAUGCAAAUAAAUUACCCUGCUUGGCAGGGCCUUUAAUAAAACCCUGCUUCAGUCUCACUCAAUGACAAGAGAUUAUGUUUUAUUUACUUCCAAGGAAAAUGCGAUUUGAAUCAUCAGUCUGGCCCACAAAGGUUAUAAUUCUUAUCUACAUAAGAAAUGCAGAUGUGGAUUCAUUACUUCCUGAACCGACUGUGCACAAGCCAAACAGUGGAAUUCCAGAGAACGCCUGAAGGCAAACCUUCUUUGGAAAGGUGCAACUCCCCAUGUGACUGCGUCAGGAAAGUGUGCUUUUAAGAGUGCUGAGCUUGACGAGGUGACGGCAGACCUCACAGAGCAGCAGAGGCUUCACUUGGAGUAACAAAGCAGUCUCAAUCCUGCAACCAAGCUUCUGAUAAAUCACCAGGACUCUUCCACUCUGCUGAAAUCACCAUGUUACAAAAUGAGGAGCUCGAGUGUGUUGUGUGCUGCUACGAGUACUCGCGCAGCCACCGGAUCCCACGGGUCCUCCACUGCAACCACACCUUCUGCGCCCCUUGCCUGGAAAAAAUGUCCAAGCUGGAGGGCGUCAUUUACACCGUCUCCUGCCCCUUGUGCCGCUGGAUUACCUGCACCCGAGCCAGCCUCACCCUACCCGGAGCCCUGUGGGUCAACACUGAGAUCUGGGACCAGAUUGCAGAGGAGCAGAGGGCGAGGACAAAUGGAUCUGUGGAGGAUCUGAAAGACACAAAGACACCCCUCAUCACACCAACACUGCCUGUUUCAAGGCCGACUGGUUUCACAUCAACGCUCCAAAAGUUGCUCAGCUGUGUGCUGCUGCAAAGAGGGAACAUGGACGGCUGCUGACAGUUUAAUGCCACAAGAAAUUCCAGCUUCACUCACCGUUGUUGACAUGCCUAACUUGACAGACCUGAUGAAUAUGAGCAUGACUCAGGGACUAGUGUAUGAUCACGGUUCAAAGUAAAGGACUGGCUACGUUUGUGUUUUGUGAGGAGCAAAGUCCAGAACAGCUUCAUGUGAAGUUUCAAGUCCUUUUUGUGUUGAACCUGGAGGUGGUUCUACAAGGACAGCACUGACUUUAAGUAUACAAGUUCUGACUUGUGAAUCUAUGAUUUACUGCAGUGAAACUAAUGAAAAAUAUCAACAAAUCAACUUUCAGUUCAUCUUGAAGUCUUCUCAAGUAAGUCAUUCAGUAGUAAUAGGCCUGCUGUGAAUGUUUAUUAUUAUAAUAUAUAUAAAAUUCUAUGCAUAUAUAUAUAUAUAUAUAUAUAUAUAUAUAUAUA
Molecule: messenger RNA, 3947 nt
Organism: Amphiprion ocellaris (clown anemonefish)
Lineage: Eukaryota; Metazoa; Chordata; Actinopteri; Pomacentridae
Gene: ube2j2
Product: ubiquitin-conjugating enzyme E2, J2 (UBC6 homolog, yeast)
Exons: 9
Coding region: 160-945 (261 amino acids)
Source: RefSeq, a predicted model, not a curated record